Molecule: messenger RNA, 345 nt
Organism: Plenodomus lingam JN3
Lineage: Eukaryota; Fungi; Ascomycota; Dothideomycetes; Pleosporales; Leptosphaeriaceae
Biological process (GO): P-body assembly; nuclear-transcribed mRNA catabolic process; mRNA splicing, via spliceosome
Cellular component (GO): P-body; spliceosomal tri-snRNP complex; U6 snRNP
Molecular function (GO): U6 snRNA binding
Source: RefSeq, a predicted model, not a curated record
AUGCUCGUCGAGCUCAAGAGCGGCGAAACGCUCAACGGGCUGCUUAUAAACUGCGACACGUGGAUGAACCUCACCUUGCGCGAAGUAGUCCAGACCAGCGCCGACGGCGACAAAUUCAUGCGACUGCCUGAGAUCUAUGUGCGCGGUAGUACGAUCAAAUAUCUACGGGUCCCAGACGAGAUAGUCGACGUGGUCAAGGAGCAGCAGGCCAAGGACCAGGCGAACCGAGGCGGAAGAGGUGGCAUGCAUCAACGCGGCGACCGUGGCGAUCGUGGGGGCCGGGGCAUGCGUGGACGCGGACGGGGUCGUGGUCGAGGAGGAGGAGGUGGUGGUGGUGGCGCUUGA